Molecule: messenger RNA, 1140 nt
Organism: Symsagittifera roscoffensis
Lineage: Eukaryota; Metazoa; Xenacoelomorpha; Acoela; Convolutidae
Exons: 6
Coding region: 1-1140 (379 amino acids)
Source: RefSeq, a predicted model, not a curated record
AUGCAUGCUCAUCAUUGUGAGCCAGUUGCAAAUAUUCGACAAGGGAACGACGACUACAAAAGUCAAUUGAAAAAAUCGUCAACCUCUUCAAUCAAACAUGUUCAAGCUGUUCAGACAUCAUCUAUCACAAACACGAAACAAAAAACGGAGCAGAUCGCAAAAACUGAGUCAAAAUCUCCAAAGCCGAAACCUGCUGAUGCUCUGACCAGUCUUCCAAUUGAAAAAGGAAAAAACGAAAGUGAACGUAAAUUUUUUUUGUUGGAUGAUGAUCAUCAUUGUGAGCCAGUUGCAAAUAUUCGACAAGGGAACGACUACUACAAAAGUCAACUGAAAAAAUCGUCAACCUCUUCAAUCAAACAUGUUCAAGCUGUUCAGACAUCAUCUAUUACAAACACGAAACAAAAAACGGAGCAGAUCGCAAAAAUUGAGUCAAAAUCUCCAAAGCCGAAAACUUCUGAUGCUCUGACCAGUCUUGCUCGAGAGGCGUUUUCCAGUGUGAAAUGUUCGGAGUUUGCAUCGGCCUCAAUAAGUUACGGACAAUUGAUUGGAGUGAUGAGCAAACGAGAGAAAGAAAACAAAGGAUCAACCUCAAGUCUGCCAUUUAAGCAGAAAGAUGUGAAAUUUGCGCACCUAUAUUGCCUUUUCAGAUCCUCGCCCGUCGAAGAUGUUAUCAAAUACAAAGAUGAGCGAAUGAAAGAGUGCAAGAGUGUUCUGCUUGACUACUGCACGGCAUUCAUAUGCAUCAAAAAUUUCAUGUUUGAUGCAGCAUCUUACGCAAUCAAAGAUAUCGAAGCAGAACUGUUUAUUAGCAUCCGUUUACCUAAUUGGCCAGGAGAGACCCUUAACAUUGACAUCUUGCGAUUUAACAAAAUCAGUUGCAAUGAAUCAAGAGAAUCCAAACUGACCGCCUUGCAACAAGUGAAGGAGAGAUGUUUGAAACCCCCUCCUCCUUUGUUUAUUUGUGCCUACCCUAAUUGUUCCCUGGCUAGAAGGGAAGUGUACCAGGGAGACCCUCUGACGUCACAGUUCGAGAGUGUUUACAGUUUGGAGUGCAGUGAGAAGUGUCUACUUGGAUACCAUGGUGUUUGCUGGAAGAAAGUUGAAAAGGGUGAAGAAAAGUUGGUAGGUUCGCCCCGCUAA